AUGAAGAUCACCAUCGCUUCGCGUAAUCCCAAGUCUUCCAAGUUCCCGGUAACCUUGGAACUUGCCGGUUCCCCGGACACCGUGACAGUACAUGAUGUUUGCGAAGCGCUUCACAAGAAGUUUCCCAAAUACUACCCCGCACGUCAGCGAUUGACAACCCAAGACAAACAACCCUUGGACGCCGACAAGACAUUGACCCAUCUCGGGAUUGCUGACGGCGCUACGGUCAUGUUCAAGGACUUGGGGCCCCAAAUCGGCUGGCGUACGGUGUUCUUGGUGGAAUACGGAGGACCAUUGUUAAUUCAUCCAUUGUUCUUCUAUUUAUCCAAACUAUUUUACGGUCGCAGCUUUGAACAUUCGACCAUGCAAACGGUGACGUUUUGGUUGGUCAUGGUCCACUUUUUGAAGCGCGAGUUGGAAACCUUGUUUGUGCACCGAUUUUCACAUGGUACCAUGCCAUUGACCAACCUGUUUAAGAACUCGGCUCAUUAUUGGUUCCUCUCCGGUAUCAACCUUGCCUAUUGGGUCUAUGGUCCAUGGUACGCCGAUGCAGUGAGAAGCGAUGUUUGGUUGUAUGGAUCCGUUGCCGUAUGGGCUUGGGCUGAAUUAUCCAACCUUUGCAAUCACAUCACUUUGCGCAACUUGCGUCCUCCGGGAACUCGCACUCGCGCUAUUCCUUACGGUUACGGCUUUGAUCUUGUCUCAUGCCCCAAUUACUUUUUCGAAUUUAUCUCAUGGACUUCCGUCUGCUUUUUGACCACCAGCUGGAGCGCUUUUCUCUUUAACAUUGUCGCCACCGGUCAAAUGUACAUCUGGGCCGUCAAGAAGCACAAGAUUUACCGAAAAGAAUUCAAGGGCUAUCCUCGUAACCGAAAAGCCAUGUUCCCCUUUAUUGCUUAA
Radiomyces spectabilis is the source of this 900-nucleotide messenger RNA. RefSeq names its product 3-oxo-5-alpha-steroid 4-dehydrogenase-domain-containing protein. Bases 1 to 900 code for a protein of 299 amino acids. Gene Ontology annotation, biological process: very long-chain fatty acid biosynthetic process. The record is from RefSeq and is a predicted model, not a curated record. Lineage: Eukaryota; Fungi; Mucoromycota; Mucoromycetes; Mucorales; Radiomycetaceae. The transcript is spliced from 4 exons. Gene Ontology annotation, molecular function: oxidoreductase activity, acting on the CH-CH group of donors.